AGCUGUGCACAGGCGGUGAUGUGGGUCAGCCGUAGAGGAGUUAGAGUCCCCGGGGCGUCGGCCCACACUGGCAGCGUGCAGACACGCGCGGGUUACAGGGGGGCGGCUUGUGAAGGAGAACCAUGGGGGAACUCAGGAUGGUAGAAAGUGUGCAGGUGAAAAGACUCCACCUCAGCUGAGUUCCGUCUCAGCUCCUUCAGGUUACUGCAUUAGCCAUCCGCCACGUGCCAAGCAGCGGGCUCAGCGAGCGAGGACAGAGCAACAACAAAGAAAAAUACCAUUUCUGCUCUCGAGGGUGGUACAGCCAUUUGGGAAGACAGUCAUGAAGUAAUUAUUUAAUAAUUAGUGAUUUAAUUUAUAUCAAGCAAAUAAGUGCCAGGCAGUCUACAUAAAAGGAACGUAUAAAAGGUCUCCCUCUCUGGCAUAGGGGAGAAGGCUGUCUCAGGCAGUGCGGAAAUGUGAAGAAUGAGUCACAACCAGCUGGACCAAGGGAGCACCCCUACCGGGCCCUGUGGCUAUUCAGAAGCCGUGAGAAGAAAGCCAGAGAGGGUGGAACUUGGAGAGUCGAGGGAAGGGGGAGGUGUGGCGGCUGAGGAGGGAGAUAGAGACCAUAUCAGGCAGAGCUCAGAGGUCCCGUUAACGAUUUGGAACAUUGGUCUGAGAACAAUGAAAAGUUACUGAAGACAUUACACCGUAAAUGGCAUGGUCAGAGGUUCUUUGAAACACCAGCCAGAGAAGGCGAGGGCAUCAGAAUGGAAGGGAAACCAGAGAGCGCCAAGGCCCUGGCUGGACCAUUUAGGCCUAAAAUGAAAGAGGCAAAAAUCACUCCAUGACUCGUGCAUCACACAUGACUUGAAGUUUUCCAGACUCAGAACUGAACAUGCUAAUAUUGGACAGUAUUGUGCAAAGUUCAAAUUUUAAAAUAGAACAAUAUGUAAUUAGUUAUAAUUUAGGGGAAUCUCUUCCUUUAAAAUAAUAUAAAAAAUAUUAGUUCAUUGUUUUCUAUGUGGAUUCAAGGAAAAUAGGAUUCCAUAUCUAGCAUAAUAUGUUGAAAUAUGUCUAACAGUGUUCCAUUCCAAAAAAGACUCCUGUGAAGUCACAACGAUUUGUUCGGAAGUUGUCAAGAGAAAGAACGAUUAACUGCACUAAUUGUCCACUAGAUGGUAGCAGUGCAGCUGCUACAAUUUACCAAGCAGUCAUCUUCAAAAUAAUUUAGUAAUACAUUAUUUAAAUAGGCAGAGAAAAAGACACCUUAAGUGCAGAAAAGAAAUUCCUGUGAAUUCUUAAGCAGUACUGAUGGAACUUUAAAAAAUAGUAAAUUAGCUAAAUUAUCUUCCCCCUGCAAUUUAGAUCAUAUCCGUGUUGUGAAUCGGAGGGUCACCUGAGCGAAGCGGCAUUGCCGCAGGCGCAUCGCUUCAUCCACACACAGUCGGAGGACCGGCCCCCGCCCCCUCCAGCGGGUACCCGCGACCUGGAACCGACGCAUGCGGGCGCCCGGAGUUCAGAAGUAGGGUGGGUAAACCAUGCGCCCACAGCCCGGGACGCGCCCUGAGCCUUGCCUUUCCCCAGGGGUGUGACUACAGAACAGCAAGGCUGGUUUUCCAGUCUGGAUUAGGGAAGUUCUCCAUCCCUGGACUCACGUGCCAUCUGUCACCUGCUUCUGCCGGCGAACCUAAUGAAUUGGUCCGAGAGAGAAUUUCAGGCCCAGGAGGAAGAGAAGGAAGAACGACAACAGCUAAUGAUGUCAUUUGGGCACCAAAUGGGGUCUUGAUGAGCCUCUUAGGUCGUCUCAUUUGAGGAGGUAGUGACUCCCCCUGCACCAGGGCGGACCCCGCGGAACCACACACCACGUCUUUGUCCAGAAAUGCCACCUUGGCUGUCACUAAUGAAGUUCUCUGCAGCAUUAGGCAAAGCAGUUUCGUUUCGAUACUGAGUCCAACAUACACAACUAAGGGUCACAAAUUUUUCCUUCAACAUAUGCUUUAUGAAAUGCCUGAAGAUAUUCCAGAAGUUCACCGGAUUUGAUUUGAAGAUAGAGAAUUAUUUGAAAGAUUCCAGUAAAUCACAAGAAAACUUUUGCUUCCAUUUUCUAGGACAUUUCCUUUCUAUAAUAAUGUUUGAAAAAUAUGCAAAAAAGCAUAGCUUAAAAAAAUAAAGUGAUAUUUUAAACCAUGGCUAGACAUGUACUACUGAAAAAUCCUAGGAGUGCAAAGAUCCAGAAAGAUGGAAAAUUAUUGCCGUGUGAAACACUCGACUUUAAAUCUCUUUUUAAAGAGAUUAAUUUAACCUAUGAAACAUCAUACUGUCUUACAGUCAACCCUAAAAUGACACGGUGUCCAACAGCUGCUCAUCCUCCUCCGUACAUAUGCCAAGACCUUUUACAAUUCUUGAUGCAGUAAUGUAAGGUUGUACUGAACUAUACUUGCCAAGAAAACACACUCAUUCUGAGAAAAAGCUCCAGACUAUUCUUGAAAUCCAUCUAUUGUACAGUUCUUGAGGCUAAACAGGUUGGGGAGAGUGAAAGGUCUUAAAAGCAUCCCACAUCUAUAUCCUGUUCCAGAAAGAGACCUGUCAGUAUGCAACAGGUGUAAAGAAGACGAUCUGUUCACCUGCAGUCUUCUCCUGAGAGAUACCAGGAUCCUCAAGUGUUUACUUAGAUCCCUAGCUAAAAUAGAAAGAUCCUUCCUACUUGACCUGAAACCAGGCAUAGCAGCCUCUCUACAUAGUUUUAAAUCUAGUCAAACAGAAAAAGGCUUCAAGAAAAUAUAUUGGAAUGCUAGAAUGAAGGGUGAUUUCUUUCUUCUUUCAACUUUUCUGUAUUUUGCUAAAUCAUUUUCAAUGGGCAUUUAUUACUUUUAAAGUCAGAAAAUAAAACUCCAAAAAGCAAAGCUAUCACAUAAAAAAAUUUUCUUGAGGUAGUCCACAUUAAAACAAAUGCAGAGGGAUAUUUCACCCCUAAAGGUCAUAGCCACCACUUUAAUCCCCCACAUGACAAAUGCAGAUGCUCAGUUCUGCAGCCUUGCAGUGGCCAACGGUAAGUCAGUUUACAGAACAACUCUGUCAACUAUCUAGAGGGCACCGGCUCGUUCUUUGAGGGCCUGCCAUCCACCAAGUCCUCGACAUAUGCUAUCUUCCCACAGCCGCUUGUUAGAGCUGCCUUUGCAUCCCCACUUUACAGAUUAGGAAACGAAGGCCCAGAAGGACUAGGCAGCCCGCUCAAGGUGAAAAAGCUAGUGUCUGAUGUUACAUCCAUCUAACUCCAAAGUGGAGCUCUUUCUUGUCCUCUGUGCCCCUGACAAACGCACCCUUAGAAGCAAUGGAGCGAGCGUUUGCUUUGGGAGUUUCUAGUGCUGAUGAGCUUGUCCAAUGUCCAGAACACGAAGGCGUCUGCAAAACCUUCCUCUUCUCUAUCUGCAGGGUUGGGGCAAGGGGCCUCUCUUGGGAGAAUAAAAGAGAGCCUUACGUUAUGUCGCACACCUAUCAGACAGAGAUGAAUGAAGCUAUUGCUGCCUAAGCUAAGCUACGUAUAACAAGGGCGUCUCCCCAAUGAUAUUAUUUUAUAAUAAAAAUAUACAACCAUGACUCUGAGAAGUUUCAUAUAUGACCCUCUAUACAUUUGUCUCUGUGAAGAGGUAGUUUUUAAAAGGAAAUUCUAAUUAGUUAUCUCAUUAGGUAAAUUCACUCACUGUUCAGUCACCUAUGAUUCUGGGUAAAAGUCUUGCCUUCUCUUAAUAAUCCAUAAUCAACAGUGUUGUGUUCAAGACCAAAGACCGCCUGAGAGACUGUUUGAAAUGAUCUGUAAAUGAUUUUCAUUAACUCAACUCUCAGGAAGCGUUUAUUGGGCACCUACAGCAUCUUGACCCUGAAGGCAGAAGCCGAUGGACACACGUGUGAGCAAGCUUCCUAUCUUCUCUCUAGGAGUCCUCACGCCACUUUAGGAACACGGGCUGCCUCUGAGGACAGAGAGGAGAAGGGGAAAGGAAUGGGGAUGUGGGUACUUUAGCUGUUUCUCUGAUGUUUCCUUCUCUACAAAGAGAGGUACGGAGCAAGUACGGCAAAACUAUAACCACCAUAAAAUCUAGGUGGUGAGCACCUCAGCGUUUUCCAGAUUACUUACAAUAUUUUUAGUAUAAUCAAAGUAUUUUGUAAUUUAAAUGCUUUUAAUUUAACAAUUUACAAUGUAGCUUCAGAAACAUAUUUUUUGUUAUUAAGGACCUCCAACCAAGGUUCUGUGGCCAGAUUCCCAAAUUCAGGUUCCAAGUGCAAAUUCAAACUGAUUCCUUCCGUCAUUCAGUUCCAGCAUGUGGUAGAGUAGUAUUUUAGAACAAAGAACUGGGUCAGAUCCAGCUCUGUGAACAUGCUGGCAACGCCACCUUGGGCAAGUUAUUCACUAAAAAUGGAAUUUGCCUCCCAUCCCAUCUGUAAAAUGGGAUAUUCCCUAUUGUAAAAGGUAUAUGAGUAGUGUGACAUUGUGCCUGCCAUGAAAUGGGCAUUUAGUGCUAGUAUUGCCACCCCACUCCUCCCUCCCCAACUAGAAAACACGAGGGGAAAACCAUUUCAUCCACCAGACCCCUGAGAGGAAAUCAGCUCCACCUCCAGAUAAGAGCUGAGGCAUAAAACUGGCAGAGGGUCUGGGGCGGGCAGAGAACCAUGCGGCUCCUCCUGCCCCCCGUGGGCUUGAUCGCUGCCGCCCUCGCCAUCUCUCCUGUCCGCUUUGACAGGGAGAAGGUGUCCUGAGUGAAGCCCCAGGAUGAAGAACAAGCGAACAUCAUAAAGGACUUGGCCAAAACCAACAAGCUUGACUUCUGGUAUCCAGAUGCCACCCACCACGUAGCUGCUAACAUGACAGUGGAUUUCCGAGUUGGUGAAAAGGAAUCCCAAGCCAUCCAGUCUGCCUUGGACCAAAAUAAAAUGCACUAUAAAAUCUUGAUUCAUGAUCUACAAGAAGAGGUUGAUAAACAGUUUGAUGUUAAAGAAGAUAUCCCAGGCAGGCACAGCUAUGCAAAAUACAAUACCUGGGACAAGAUUGUUGCUUAGACUGAAAAAAUGGUGCAUAAGCGUCCUGAAAUGGUUUCUCGUAUUAAAAUUGGAACUACUGCUGAAGAUAACCCACUAUAUGUUCUCAAGAUUGGGAAAAAGGAUGAAAGAAGGAAGGCUAUUUUUAUGGAUUGUGGCAUUCAUGCACGAGAAUGGAUCUCCCCAGCCUUCUGCCAGUGGUCUGUCUAUCAGGCAACCAAAACUUAUGGAAAAAACAAAAUUAUGACCAAACUCUUGGACCAAAUGAAUUUUUAUGUUCUUCCUGUGUUCAGCGUUGAUGGAUAUAUUUGGUCAUGGACACAGAUACUGCUCUUCCUGCAGAACUGCAUGUGGAGAAAAAAUCGUUCCAAGAACCAGGACUCCCAAUGCAUCGGCACUGACCUCAACAGGAACUUUGAUGUCUCAUGGAACUCUCCUCCUAACACCAAGGACCCAUGUGUAGACACCUACCGGGGCCCCGCACCAUAGUCCAAGAGAGAGACCAAAGCUGUCACUGACUUCAUCCGAAGCCACCUGAAAUCAAUCAAGGCCCACAUCACAUUCCAUUCCUACUCCCAGAUGCUACUGUUUCCCUUUGGAUAUACAUCAGACCUGCCACCUAACCAUGAGGACCUGGUCAAAGUUGCAAAGAUUGGCACCGAUGUUCUAUCAACUUGAUAUGAAACCCACUACAUCUAUGGCACAAUAGCAUCAACAAUUUACCCGACAUCAGGCUCUUCUCUAGACUGGGCUUACAUCCUGAGCAUCAAACACACAUUUGCCUUUGAGCUCCGAGAGAAAGGCAAAUUUGGUUUUCUCCUUGCAGAAUCUCGGAUAAAGUCAACGUGUAAAGAGACCAUGCUAGCUGUCAAAUUUAUUGCCAAGUAUAUCCUCAAGCACACUUCCUAAAGAAUUGCGCUCAGUUUGGAAUAAGCCAAUUAAUCCUUCUCUGUGUCUUUCUCCACCAGAAAGUCCAUCUUCAGUUAUCCCUAGAUGGAGCUUCCACAGCACCUGAACAGUCCCUCUCUUGCUCACUUAAGUCCUGUGUUAUUUCUUUCUGCUUUUAUUUAUUCCCAGUAGCACCUUAACAAAUAUCUUUAAGUGAAAGCUUUUAACUACCUUUCUUUGCUCAAAGUAAAGUUCGAACCCAGCUCAAAGUAUGAUUUUGAGUAUUUUGAAAGGUGAUAUACAGUGAUCACAGGAAAGAAAUGAGAACCUUCAGUUUCUCCAGAAUCAGAUUUUCCAUGUGGCUUCAUCAUUCACAUGCUAGUAUAAUAAAAAUAAAACGCAAUCCAAAAUGCA
Molecule: messenger RNA, 6318 nt
Organism: Equus caballus (horse)
Lineage: Eukaryota; Metazoa; Chordata; Mammalia; Perissodactyla; Equidae
Gene: CPA3
Product: carboxypeptidase A3
Biological process (GO): proteolysis
Molecular function (GO): metallocarboxypeptidase activity; zinc ion binding
Source: RefSeq, a predicted model, not a curated record